This is a messenger RNA of Cataglyphis hispanica, 906 nucleotides long. RefSeq names its product leptin receptor overlapping transcript-like 1. Lineage: Eukaryota; Metazoa; Arthropoda; Insecta; Hymenoptera; Formicidae. Gene Ontology annotation, biological process: late endosome to vacuole transport via multivesicular body sorting pathway. The record is from RefSeq and is a predicted model, not a curated record. Gene Ontology annotation, cellular component: endosome. Bases 108 to 461 code for a protein of 117 amino acids. The transcript is spliced from 5 exons.
AUGUGUGAUAAUUAAUUAUAUAUUUUUUCUUAUUUCAUGGUAUUUUCUCUUCACGAAUCGUUUAUCCUACAGCAUUAGUAUUGCUAGCAUUUGCUGGUUCUAUUGGAAUGACAUUUGUCAUUCUUGGCUGUGCAUUACCAGUAUACAAAGUAUGGUGGCCAUUUUUUGUCGUAUUGUUCUAUAUACUGGCACCUAUUCCAACUAUAAUAGCACGUCGUUAUACAGAUGAUUCAGGAAGCAACAGUAAUCCAUGUUUAGAAUUGGCAAUAUUUAUUACAAUGGGAUUUGUGGUAUCAUCUUUCGCUCUUCCAAUUGUGUUGGCACGAUCUCCAGUGAAUGAACCUGUAAUAGAAUGGGGUGCUUGUUAUCUGACAUUAGCAGGUAAUAUUGUUGUGUAUUCAACUCUAGUCGGAUUUUUCAUAACGUUUGAUCAAGAUGAUACUGAUUAUAACAUGUGGUGAAACACUACUACAUCGUACUUAUAAUGAUAAAAAUGUUUUUUAUGAGAUUAAAGGAAAAAAUCAAUCAUGCGGUGCACUGACUGAAAGCUGUAUACUGAUUAUAAAUUGCUAUAAACUUAUUAUAUACACAAUUUACUAUAAAAUAUAAUAUAAAUCUAAUAUAGAUACUCUUCUAUAUUGAUGCUGCAAGAAAAAAAUAGUAUUAUAGUGCACUAAUAAUAGAAUGUGUCAAUGACAUGCUAUUUGUCAAUUGAUAAACAAACAUUGAAAUUUCUCAGAUUUCCCACACGUUACAAAACAGCAAGAAAGCAUUUGAUGUUUUAGAUUUUUCGUAUGAGACUUCAGGAUCCUGAAACGCAACAAUGCAAGGAUGAUGAAAAUAUUUUUUAUUUAAUCUAAGUCUUUCGUAAUAAUAAUGGUAAUAAAGCUACAGUUUAUUACUUUA